AAACCAGACAAACCGGAAGUUGCUGCUCUGCUACUAAAGAUGGUAGCCAGUUAAGAAUCGAGCUAAUUAGUAGCUUUCAAGCAGGAUAUUUAUCUCAAUAUAAAACAUACAGCGCCGUAGAAAAUGACCAUUAGUCGUAACUGACGAGAUAUAGCCUACCUGCCUUUCCACGUGGAAGAAAACGGAGGACAGAGACGUGCUAAACUACGGAGUUGGCUUUUCUACAAGGAAUCUGGUGUAUGGACUUCCUGCUCUCUUCUUCUACUACAGGUCAUCUAAAGUGACAAUAUGAGUGGAGAGAAGGAAACAUUGUUGGAUGAAAUCGAACAGAGUUUACACUGUCUAACCAAGGACAAUUUACAAUACCUGUGUGAACGUUGUGGAAUAGAUGGCUCCCAAGUUAAAGGAAAGAACCAUUGUGUAUUGCAACGUAAAAUCUUGGAGGAAAUGUGGGUAAAUGCAAAUUCGGUCAAAUCGGAGGAGCAUGUAAUGUCUUGGUUACUCCAACUGAAAGAUGACAUCAGGAGGAUACAGGAAGAAUCUACUGUGGCACCCAUGAGGCCCAGCCAGUCUGAUGAUGAUACUACAGACUGCGAUGAAGAAUGGGACAUGGAAAACAAGGAUUGGUGUCUUAGCAACGGGCUGGAGGCAGCGUCAGCUCCAGAGAACCACACCACAGAGCAGAGGCAGAGGGGGGACAUGUCUCUCCCAGAGUCCCCAGGUCCUGCCUCUCCCGCUAGCACAUUACUACUGGGUUUGAAGAGGGUGUCUGUGCGGCUGGUUGACUGCAGGAAAACACUGGGGCUGAGUGGAACUACAAGAGGAGGAGGAGAAGAAGAGAAGGGAUAUGAAGAUUCAGAUUCGAUGUCAUCAAGUAGGAACAAUGGGGACAACCCUAACGGUCGCUCGCUCAGUGGGAGGGUCUUAUCAUCUGGGAAGGCUCCAGGGUUGAAAGUGAUCCAGCGACCUUACAGCUGUGAUGUAUGUGAGAAGAGUUUCACUCAAUCAGGAAACCUACGAAGACACCAAACAGUACACACAGGAGAGCGACCAUAUGUCUGUCCUAUAUGCGGAAAGAGUUUCCUUUUGUCAGGAACACUGUCAAGACACAAGAGAACACACACAGGAGAGAAACCAUACGGCUGUCCUAUAUGCGGAAAACGUUUCCGUACGUCAGGACAAUUGACUAUACACGAGCGAACACACACUGGAGAGAAACCUUAUCGCUGCGAUCAAUGUGGGAAGCGUUUUACUCAAGCUUGUUCCCUGACUGAACACAAGCGAACACACACUGGCGUGAUGUUCCACUGCUCAGACUGUGAGAAGAGCUUCCCUACAUCAGUCAAGUUGAAACGGCACCAGCAGACGCACACAGGAGAGAAACCUUAUCGCUGUGAUCAAUGUGGGAAGAGUUUUGCGAGAGGUUAUUCCCUGACUGAACACAAGCUAACACACACAGGAGAGAAACCAUAUGUCUGCGAUCAAUGUGGGAAGAGAUUUACUAACUCGGGAACACUGACUUUACAUCAGCCAACACACACUGGAGAGAAACCUCGUAGCUGUGCUAUAUACAGCUGUAAGCACUGUGAGUGGAGUUUUGCUCAUUCAGAAGACCUAGCAAGACACCACCAGAGAAAACACAUGUGGGAGGGUAUUCAUGUCUGUGAUCAAUGUGGGAAGAGUUUUGCUAGUUCUGGAGACCUGAAUAUACACAAGCGUAUACACACAGGUGAGAAACAAUAUGUCUGUGAUCAGUGUGGAAAGAGUUUUGCUAGUUCGGGAAACCUGAAUAUACACAAGCGUAUACACACCGGCGAGAAACCAUAUGUCUGUGAUCAAUGUGGGAAGAGCUUUGCCUCAUCUGGAUUCCUGACUAAACACAAGCAUAUCCACACCGGAGAGAAACCUUACAGUUGUGAACGGUGUGAGAAGAGAUGUGUUUCCAAAGGAGAGUUGAGAACGCACCAGCUUGUACACCCCAGAGAGAACUCUCUCUUCCUGUGUGAUCGAUGUGGGAAGAGCUUCACACACAUGGGAUCCCUGAAUGUACACAUGCGUAGGCACACAGGAGAGAAACCCUACCGCUGCGAUCAAUGUGGGAAGAGCUUUAUUCAGCCAGUAGAAUUGAAAAUGCACCAACGAGUGCACACUGGAGAGAAACCCUACAGCUGUGAUCUAUGCAGGAAGAGAUUCGCUCAGUCAGGACUGCUGACUGUACACAAGAGAACACACACUGGAGAGAAACGUUAUAAAUGUGAUAUAUGUGGGAAAAGAUUUGCUCAGUCAGGAAACCUGAAGAGUCAUCAGAAAACCCACACAGGCAGAGAAAGAAGUCAAACAGACAGACUGAAUCACCACCAUACCUCCAUCCUCUAAGGCAUCAGUUCUCAGGAUCCCUCUGUGGACUCUGGGUAAACAUCACAGGAUCCCUGUAUUGACUCUGGGUAAACAUAACAGGAUCCCCUGUAUUGACUCUGGGUAAACAUCACAGGAUCCCCUGUAUUGACUCUGGGUAAACAUCACAGGAUCCCCUGUAUUGACUCUGGGUAAACAUCACAGGAUCCCCUGUAUUGACUCUGGGUAAACAUCACAGGAUCCCCUGUAUUGACUCUGGGUAAACAUCACAGGAUCCCCUGUAUUGACUCUGGGUAAACAUCACAGGAUCCCCUGUAUUGACUCUGGGUAAACAUCACAGGAUCCCCUGUAUUGACUCUGGGUAAACAUCACAGGAUCCCCUGUAUUGACUCUGGGUAAACAUCACAGGAUCCCCUGUAUUGACUCUGGGUAAACAUCACAGGAUCCCCUGUAUUGACUCUGGGUAAACAUCACAGGAUCCCCUGUAUUGACUCUGGGUAAACAUCACAGGAUCCCCUGUAUUGACUCUGGGUAAACAUCACAGGAUCCCCUGUAUUGACUCUGGGUAAACAUCACAGGAUCCCCUGUAUUGACUCUGGGUAAACAUCACAGGAUCCCCUGUAUUGACUCUGGGUAAACAUCACAGGAUCCCCUGUAUUGACUCUGGGUAAACAUCACAGGAUCCCCUGUAUUGACUCUGGGUAAACAUCACAGGAUCCCCUGUAUUGACUCUGGGUAAACAUCACAGGAUCCCCUGUAUUGACUCUGGGUAAACAUCACAGGAUCCCCUGUAUUGACUCUGGGUAAACAUCACAGGAUCCCCUGUAUUGACUCUGGGUAAACAUCACAGGAUCCCCUGUAUUGACUCUGGGUAAACAUCACAGGAUCCCCUGUAUUGACUCUGGGUAAACAUCACAAGAUCCCCUGUAUUGACUCUGGGUAAACAUCACAGGAUCCCCUCUGUAGACUCUGGGUAAACAUCACAGGAUCCCCUCUGUAGACUCUGGGUAAACAUCACAGGAUCCCCUCUGUAGACUCUGGGUAAACAUCACAGGAUCCCCUCUGUAGACUCUGGGUAAACAUCACAGGAUCCCCUCUGUAGACUCUGGGUAAACAUCACAGGAUCCCCUCUGCCGACUCUGGGUAAACAUCACAGGAUCCCCUCUGCCGACUCUGGGUAAACAUCACAUGAUCCCCUGUAUUGACUCUGGGGAAACAUCACAGGAUCCCUGUAUUGACUCUGGGUAAACAUCACAGGAUCCCCUCUGCCGACUCUGGGUAAAAUAGCCCACUCUGUAUUCCAUAUACAGUGUACAUUGGAGGUGGCAGAGUAUGAAGUGCUGUUGGAUAUGUAAGACACACCAAGUCAUAUUGGUUAGUAUUUUGUUACAAUACGAAUAUCCGCAAGUGAUUUUAAUGUGCGUUUGUGCCUGACCACGUCCACCGGGAAUUCUUAUUGGUCAAUAGUGGCCAUGGUUUUUAAAUUUACCAGCCUAGAAUAUAUUGCCUUACGAGACUUUUGUCCAUAGAGGGACACCAUUAUCAAGUUUCCUGCAGAUCAGGUCAUUCGGUUGCAGAGGAGUAACGGUUGUUAAGUGUUUUUUUGUGUGUUUUUUUUCAUUCAAUUCAAAUGGCAGAAAAUCCAUCAUGGCGGCACUUCUGGUUCUGAGGCAAAUGUGUUCCUUCUGAGGAGAAGGAUAUAUAUAUAUAUAUAUAGAUAUAGAUAUAGAUAUAGAUAUAUAAAUAUAUAGAUAUAUAGAUAUAUAGAUAUAUAGAUAUAUAGAUAUAUAGAUAUAGAUAUAUAGAUAUAGAUAUAUAGAUAUAGAUAUAGAUAUAGAUAUAUAACGGCUGAACCGUGAUGCAAUAGGGGUGUGUUCCUACGCUUAGACGUUGCUGACUACUGACAGCUCUUACAACGCCUGGAUAGGUAUUUCACCUAUCAGCUAACCAACCACAUUGUUAUAGCCUGGUGAGGAGGAGGAGCUCUGUAGACUGUGUCCUGAAGUAGUUUAGCCGCGCUCUGUAGAGCUGCUAUUUUCUCAAUGAACUUGUGACAUUCCUGGAUGACUCAUUAUAUUAAUGAAGUCUGAUUCAAUCAACAAAUACGAUCAUUUGUUUUAUUAAAUUAAAAAAGGUUACGGGUCCAAGACUGUACAUAUCUGGUGGCUGUGUUGCAAAAUCACUACAUAUCCCAUCGUGCCAAGUAGGGAGAGGCUGCCCGUUGUCACAGUUCCAAGACCAGUCAGAAACGUCCAGCUAAACCCCUACGUCAAUGACGUCGGUGGAUCUUUAAACUGAUCUUAGGUCUGUGUUAAGUAGCAAAAAAAACUACAGAUGGCUCGAACCAGUCAUGACGAUUCAACAAAACAAUAAAUCUUUUUCAACUUUCUUUGUCUCUGAACUUACAAUAGCUAGCCCCAAGUCGUUAUAUAUUUAAUUUAGCUAUUUGCCUCAUGACUUCUGCAUACUUUGACUACAAACUUUCUUUACCCAACUGUGGGACAGGCUGUUUCUUCCCACACUCAGGACUGGGGCGGCAGGGUAGCCUAGUGGUUAGAGCGUUGGACUAGUAACCGGAAGGUUGCAAGUUCAAAUCUGACAAGGUACAAAUCUGUCGUUCUGCCCCUGAACAAGACAGUUAACCCACUGUUCCUAGGCCGUCAUUGAAAAUAAGAAUUUGUUCUUAACUGACUUGCCUAGUUAAAUAAAGAUAAAAUAAAAAUUAAAAAUAAAACUCUGACUCUCUAUUGGUUACACAGACUUUUGGCCUCCCAUCCUAUUCUAACCACCUCUUUCGGUAUUCAUGUUACCUGAUGAAAUUGCUGUACAAUAUGAUCUUGUUGCCAUCUGAUGCGCAUUCAGAUGUCAUAAAUCAGCACUGCAGAGCUCUCCCUGUCCUCUGCCGUGCCUUGAUUGUAUUACUGUUGAUGAUAUCUGGAAAUGUGCAUGUACAGCCUGGCCCCUCUACUGUUGCUAGCCACAAUUGGGCUCUGAUAUCUGCUUCACUGAUUUCUGCUCUCGUAAAAGCCCGGGUUAUCUGCACGUUAACACUAGAAGCCUGUUACCUACAAUGGAUAAAUUGAAAGUGUGGGUUCACAGC
Molecule: messenger RNA, 5455 nt
Organism: Oncorhynchus kisutch (coho salmon)
Lineage: Eukaryota; Metazoa; Chordata; Actinopteri; Salmoniformes; Salmonidae
Product: zinc finger protein 883
Exons: 5
Coding region: 289-2376 (695 amino acids)
Biological process (GO): regulation of transcription by RNA polymerase II
Molecular function (GO): DNA-binding transcription factor activity, RNA polymerase II-specific; RNA polymerase II cis-regulatory region sequence-specific DNA binding
Source: RefSeq, a predicted model, not a curated record